Messenger RNA from Ziziphus jujuba (common jujube), 4540 nucleotides. Its product is annotated as indole-3-acetaldehyde oxidase. The record is from RefSeq and is a predicted model, not a curated record. The coding region runs from base 146 to 4252 and encodes 1368 amino acids. NCBI's taxonomy places the organism in Eukaryota, Viridiplantae, Streptophyta, Magnoliopsida, Rosales, Rhamnaceae. Gene Ontology annotation, molecular function: iron ion binding; 2 iron, 2 sulfur cluster binding; oxidoreductase activity. The transcript has 10 exons.
CUGGUGAUCAUAAAUGAUGGCCCUAUUGUUUUGACAUUUUUUCGUCUGACUUUUUUUGUUUACUUUUUUGCUGUUCAUUCGCUGACACCAACAUUAUUCCAAGUUCCAGGAGUCCUUCACAAUCUGGUUAUUGUCUCUCUCAAAAAUGGCGGAGACAGAAACAGAAAGAAAUGGAACUUUGGUAUUUGCUGUUAAUGGUAAGAGGUUUGAGCUUCCAACCGUGGAACCUUCGACCACUUUGCUCGAGUUCUUGCGCUCACAGACUCCAUUCAAAAGUGUCAAGCUCAGUUGUGGUGAAGGAGGUUGUGGUGCCUGUGUUGUGCUGCUUUCUAGGUAUGAUCCUGUGCUUGACAAAGUGGAGGAUUUUACAAUAAGUUCGUGUCUGACACUACUUUGCAGCAUAAACAGAUGUUCAAUUACAACAUCUGAAGGACUUGGAAAUAGCAAAAAUGGGUUCCACCCGAUUCAUCAAAGGUUCGCUGGUUUCCAUGCUUCACAAUGUGGCUUUUGUACUCCUGGAAUGUGUGUUUCACUCUUUGGGGCCCUUGUCAACGCUGAGAAAACCAGUCAGUUGAAGCCCCCUCCAGGGUUCUCCAAGCUCACUGUUUCUGAAGCAGAAAAGGCUGUUGCAGGGAACCUCUGUCGCUGUACUGGUUACCGACCCAUUGCUGAUGCCUGCAAGAGCCUUGCAGCUGAUGUUGAUAUUGAGGAUUUGGGGUUCAAUUCCUUUUGGAGAAAGGGUGAGAGUAAGGAAGUAAAGCUAAGCAGAUUGCCUUUGUAUAACCAGAAUGAUGAGAUUUGUACAUUUCCAGAGUUUUUGAAGAAGGAAAUCAGGUCUAAUGUCUCUUUGGAUUCCAAAAGAUAUAAUUGGUACAGUCCUGCGAGUGUUGAGGAGCUUCAAAGCCUAUUGAAAGCUAGAAAUAUUAAUAAAGGAACUGAGUUUAAAAUAGUAGUUAGUAACACAGGGAUUGGUUAUUACAAAGAACUAGAAUACUACGACACAUACAUUGAUCUGAAACAUAUUCCUGAACUCUCAGUAAUUAGGAUCGAUCAAACAGGAGUAGAGAUAGGAGCAGCCGUAACGAUCUCCAAAGUUAUUGAAGCUCUGAAGAAUGGCAAUCGACAUGAAGUUCUUUCAAAAGGUGAGACUGUGUUAGAGAAACUUGCUAGCCAUAUGGAGAAAAUUGCUUCAGGGUUCAUAAGAAACACAGCUAGUGUGGGGGGAAAUUUGGUGAUGGCACAAAGGAAACAUUUUCCCUCAGAUAUUGCUACCAUACUUCUUGCUGUGGGUUCAACAGUAGAUAUAAUGAGUGGUCACCAAUUUGAAAGAAUUACAUUGGAGGAGUUUCUCGGAAGGCCUCCAUUAGAUUUUUAUAGUGUACUUAUAAGUGUUAAAAUCCCAAAUUUGGAAUCAACUAGGAAAGUUUCUCCAGAAAACAAUACCACCUUGCUGUUUGAAACCUACAGAGCUUCACCUCGACCUUUAGGUAAUGCAUUGCCUUACUUAAAUGCCGCCUUCUUGGCUGAAGUUUCUCCAAGUAAGACUUCUGAGGGAAUCUUGGUGAAUCACUGUCAGUUUGCUUUUGGUGCUUAUGGGACUGCACAUGCUAUCAGGGCAAAAAAAGUGGAGGAAUUUUUUACUAGAAAAUUUUUAAAUAUUGAUGUUUUAUAUGAAGCUAUCAAAUUAGUUAGAACUACCGUAGUUCCUGAAGAUGGGACUGCAAAUCCUGCAUAUAGGUCAAGCUUGGCUGCUGGUUUUCUGUUCGAGUUCUUAAGUUCCUUGAUAGAUAGUGGUGCUGAAAACAGCAAUAGUUUCUUGGAUGGAUAUGCAAGUAAUUCAUUAGCCAACCAUUCUAAACUAGGACAGAAUUACCUAGAUUACUCUAAUAAGAUUCCAACAAUGCUAUCCUCUGCAAAGCAGGUUUUGGAAUUGAGCAAAAGCUACUAUCCAGUUGGUGAGCCGAUCAAAAAAUCUGAAGCAUCGAUCCAAGCAUCAGGUGAGGCUGUAUAUGUAGAUGACAUUCCUUCACCAAUGGGUUGCUUACAUGGAGCGUUCAUCUAUAGUACAAAGCCUUUAGCAUGGUUGAGGGGUAUACAACUAAACUCCAAAUCACAUCCAGAUGGAGUUGCAACAGUUAUUUCUUGUAAAGACAUCCCUGAAUUUGGGGAGAAUGUAGGGGCGGUGGCAAUGUUUGGUCCUGAAGCUUUGUUUGCUGAUGAUCUUAUUGAGUGUGCUGGUCAGCGUCUUGCUUUUGUGGUUGCAGAUACACAAAAACAUGCAGAUAUGGCUGCAAACUGUGCAGUGGUUGAUUAUGGAAUGGAAGAUCUCAAGCCGCCUAUCUUAUCUGUAGAAGAGGCUGUUGAAAGAUCUAGUUUCUUUGAGAUUCCUCCUUUCCUUUUGCCAAAACCAGUUGGUGAUAUAUCAAAAGGAAUGGCUGAAGCUGAUCACAAGAUUGUUUCUGCUGAGAUCAAACUUGGUUCUCAAUACUAUUUCUAUAUGGAGACACAAACUGCCCUUGCUGUUCCAGAAGAAGACAACUGCAUGGUGGUCUACAGUUCAAAUCAAUCUCCAGAGUUUGCACACUCUGCUAUUGCAAAAUGUCUGGGUAUACCUGAGCAUAACGUCCGUGUUAUUACAAGAAGGGUUGGAGGUGGCUUUGGUGGAAAGGCCUUGCAAUCCUUGCAUGUUGCAACUGCAUGUGCACUUGCAGCACACAAAUUACACCGCCCUGUCCGGAUGUAUAUGAAUCGCAAGGCUGAUAUGAUAAUGGCAGGAGGAAGGCACCCUAUGAAAAUCACUUACAAUGUUGGAUUCAAGUCUGAUGGGAAAAUUACAGCUUUACAACUAGAAAUAUUGAUUGAUGCAGGGAUGUCAUUAGAUGUAAGUCCAAUAAUUGUAUCCAAUUUAUUGAAUGGACUUAAGAAGUAUGAUUGGGGUGCUCUAUCAUUUGACAUAAAACUAUGCAAAACAAAUACUACAAGUAAGGCUGCAAUGCGGGCGCCUGGAGAGGUACAGGGAACAUAUAUUGCUGAAGCUGUAAUUGAACAUGUGUCAUCUACCCUUUCUUUAGAAGUCGAUUCUGUCAGAAAUGUAAAUCUUCACACAUACAACAGUCUUAAGUUAUUCUAUGAGAGUAGUGCUGGUGAACCUUUAGAGUAUACUUUACCCUCAAUAUGGGAUAAAUUGGCCGUGACUUCAAGCUUUAAUCACAGGAUUGAAAUGGUAAAAAUAUUUAAUAGUUGUAAUAAAUGGAAGAAAAGGGGCAUUUCUAGGGUACCAAUUGUUCAUGAAGUGUUAUUGAGACCAACUCCAGGAAGGGUAAGCAUUCUAAAAGAUGGUUCUGUUGUUGUUGAAGUUGGAGGGAUUGAGCUGGGCCAAGGUCUGUGGACAAAGGUAAAACAGAUGGUUGCUUUUGCUCUCAGUUCAAUCCUAGGCAACGUAGAUCUCUUGGAUAAAGUUCGAGUCAUACAAGCUGAUACAUUGAGCUUAAUUCAAGGAGGCUAUACUGCUGGAAGUACUACGUCGGAAUCAAGCUGUGAGGCAGUUAGACUGUGCUGUAAUAUCCUGGUUGAGAGGCUGACUCCUCUAAAGGAAAGUUUGCAGGAGCAAAUGAGCUCUAUUCAGUGGGAAUUACUUGUUUCUGAGGCACACAUGCAAGCUGUGAACUUAUCAGCAAGUUCUUACUAUGUCCCUGAUAUGUCAUCAAGUUCAUACCUAAAUUAUGGUGUAGCAGUAAGCGAGGUCGAGGUGAAUCUUCUGACUGGAGAAACUACAAUUUUGCAAGUGGAUCUUAUCUAUGACUGUGGACAAAGUCUAAAUCCUGCUGUGGAUUUAGGACAGAUUGAAGGAGCUUUUGUUCAAGGAAUUGGCUUUUUCAUGACUGAAGAAUACCUUACAAAUGCUGAUGGAUUGAUGGUUGCUGAAGGUACAUGGACAUACAAAAUUCCUUCCAUGGACACCAUACCUAAACAGUUCAAUGUUGAAAUAUUAAACAGUGGACAUCAUGAAAAACGUGUCCUUUCUUCAAAAGCUUCUGGUGAACCACCAUUACUGCUAGCAGUUUCAGUUCAUGGAGCUACAAGAGCUGCUAUUAAAGAAGCAAGAAAACAGCUUCUUUCAUGGAGCAGCCAAGAUGGGUGGGAGUCAAUGUUCCAAUUGGCUGUUCCUGCUACUAUGCCUGUUGUGAAGAAGCUUUCUGGGAUGGACAUUGUGGAAAAGUACUUAGAGUGGAGCAUAUGCGGUAAGAAGUGAAGGAGGUUUGUGGUGGUAUAUGCAGACUGAAAGUUACAAAGAAGCUAAUCAUGAAAAACUUUUGGCACAGGAUCUCCUAGAUUUUUUUUCUUUUCUUCUUUUGUUUUCUUUUCAAAUAUGUUCACUAUGUAAUAAUAAUAAUAAUGAUAAAAGGGAGCAGUUGAUGUCAAAAUACAAGUAUAAUUGUUAUUUUGAUGUUAUAUGAUGACCAAAGAAAUUAUUCUUCGUUUGCAGGCUAUGUAUUAACACAAAUGUUUUCUCAUAGGCGUAUGUAUCUCUUCUUUUUCA